GAUCAUCCUACUAUUACUAUUGAGGUUCCAUGCCCAGAAGAUUGCACUCGGAUCCAAACAGCACCUACAUCAUCUUCUUCCGCUUUUGAGAUUUUAAGAGAGAAGCUUCUAGGAGCUUCAUCAUCUAGGCCAUCGUCUUCCAAGAAUUAUCAUGUCUUCCUCAGUUUUAGGGGUGAGGACACCCGCUAUGGCUUUACAGACCAUUUAUACGUCGUUUUAUGCUGGACAGGAAUUGAUACAUUUAUGGAUACAGAAGAACUUCGAAGGGGAGAUUCCAUUGCACCUGAACUUCGGAGAGCAAUUCAAGAAUCACGGUUUGCAGUCCAUUCUAUCCCCGAAUCAUGCUGAUUCAAGUUGGUGUUUAGAUGAACUUGCAUAUAUUCUUGAAUGCAACAAAGUGACACGGCUGCAAGUUUUUCCGGUUUUUUAUCAUGUUGAACCAUCUGAGGUUAGAAAGCAAACUGGAAAUUUUGGCAGGGCUUUUGCCAAGCAUGAAAAGUAUCUAAUUGACAAUAUGUGGAAGGUGGACAAAUGGAGGCAAGCUUUAAAGGAAAUAGCCAAUGUUUCUGGAUGGCAUGUGAAGGACAGGAAAGAAUCAGAAGUCAUUGAGGAAAUAACUGAAAGGAUCUCAAACAUACUGAACAAGAGGUCAUCCCCUCCCGACAGAGGUUUGAUAGGAAUGGAUGAACGUGUAGAAAUAGCGGAGUCUUAUUUGGAUCUAGGGUCAGCUAGGGUUUUUACCAUAGGUAUUUGGGGGAUGGGGGGCAUUGGUAAGACUACCCUUGCAAAAGAAGUUUACAAGAAGAUUCAUAACCUAUUUCAUGUUAGUGGCUUUGUUCGCAAUGUUAGAUUGCAAUCACAAGUGGAGUUGCAGAAACUUGUUUGUGAGUCUUUCUUUGGGGAUGGUUACGUAGACAGUGUUAAAAAGGGUUCAAAAUGGACCAGGUUAUUACAGAAAAAGGUGCUUCUUGUUCUAGACGAUGUUGAUGACUUAAAACAAAUAACAAAUUUAGUACCAGGAGGAUCGGCCGGUGAAGAGAACUUUUGGGGUCCAGGGAGUCGACUCAUUAUAACAACUAGAGAUAGAAGAACAUUGACAGAGCUUGGAGUUCUUGAACAUAAAAUCUAUGAGGUUGAAAAACUAAAUGAUAAGGAAGCUUAUCAGCUUCUGUGUCAGAAAGCCUUCAAGAAGGUCAAUCGCCCCAUGGAGUUUGUAGAGCUGUCCAAGAGUUUUCUGAAAUAUGCUUGUGGCCUUCCUUUAGCUCAUGAAGUUCUAGGGUCACACUUGUAUGGAAGAAAAGCAGAUGAAUGGUCAGAGGUACUGGAUAGACUUGAUGAGGAUCUGGAUAAAGACAUUUUUAGUGUGCUUCAAAUAAGUUUUGAUGGAUUACAUACUGAAGAUAAAAAGAUCUUUCUAGACAUUGCUUGUUUCUUCAAUGGCGUGGAUGUUGUUCGUGUAAAAAAGAAACUGAAAGGUUGUGGCUUUUCUUCGGGAAUAGGAAUGACCAACCUCAUUGACAAGUCUCUGGUUAAAAUUGUAAGGGGUAAAUUGUGGAUGCAUGAUUUACUAAGGUGCUUGGGUUGGCAUAUUGUCCGUAGAGAAUCUCCUGUUCACCCCCGAGAUCGUAGCUGGCUGUGGCUCGAUGACAAUGAACACAAAUAUGAUACGAGAAGGUCAUGGCGUAUUGAGGAUGCUCGUAAUGUUCUCACAGAAAAUACGGGAACGACUGUUGUGGAAAGCUUAUUCUUAAGCUUGCCUGAAAAAGAAGUAAUCCGUUUGAACUCUGACCCAUUCUUAACUAUGAGCAAACUGAGAUCGUUGAAGAUUUGCAAUGUGAACUUUCAGCAGGAUGUGCCCUUACAAUAUCCCUCUAAACAUUUGCGGCUUUUGGAAUGGCAUGAAUGUCCUCUAGAAUCUCUGUCAUCUUGGUUUUCAUCUCAACAGAGGCUGCUUGAACUCAAGAUUCCAAACAGCUGCAUUGAAAGACUAUGGGAUGAAUCGGUUUAUCCGCUGGACUUGCUAAUACACAUGGAUCUUUCCAACUGCCGAUGUUUAACCAUCACCCCGGACUUCAGCGGGGUCCCAAAUCUUGAGACAUUGAUCCUUGAAGGUUCUACAGAGUUAUCAGAGGUUCACUCAAAGUCCUCUUCAAGAACCAGUUGCAACAAUCUUCAGCUUCGCCCGGAAGUUGAAAUACAAAGUCAUCUUCGCCAUCCCAAUAUUCUACGUCUUUAUGGCUACUUUUAUGAUCAGAAACGAGUUUAUUUGAUAUUUUGGAAUAUGCCGCCAAAGGUGAACUAUACAAGGAACUCCAGAAGUGUAAACACUUAAGUGAAAGAGUGCAGCCACCGCAAGUUCUUUUGUGGUGUCGAAUUCAUACUCUUUCAGUUGUUUAUAGAAUAGAAAUUCUGAUGUUUUUUUUUUCGUAUGAGGUAUUUGGCCCGAGCCCUCAUAUACUGUAUCAGUUGCCUUAAUUGCAUCAGUUGCACCAUUGGGAAUCC
Molecule: messenger RNA, 2502 nt
Organism: Fragaria vesca subsp. vesca
Lineage: Eukaryota; Viridiplantae; Streptophyta; Magnoliopsida; Rosales; Rosaceae
Product: TMV resistance protein N-like
Exons: 5
Coding region: 152-2332 (726 amino acids)
Source: RefSeq, a predicted model, not a curated record